Eufriesea mexicana is the source of this 1760-nucleotide messenger RNA. It is a transcript of the gene Pdi, whose product is annotated as protein disulfide isomerase. The record is from RefSeq and is a predicted model, not a curated record. Gene Ontology annotation, cellular component: endoplasmic reticulum. The transcript is spliced from 8 exons. The coding region runs from base 144 to 1631 and encodes 495 amino acids. NCBI's taxonomy places the organism in Eukaryota, Metazoa, Arthropoda, Insecta, Hymenoptera, Apidae. Gene Ontology annotation, biological process: protein folding; response to endoplasmic reticulum stress. Gene Ontology annotation, molecular function: protein disulfide isomerase activity.
UUGUUCGUAUUCCUCAACGGAUGGUGUCGGUGACUACAGUCUCAAUAUUGUAACGAUAGAAUCUUGAUUUUUUUCAUACGAUCAAAAUUGUUAUACAUAUCGUGGCAUAACUCAUUUAAUACUAAUAUUGUCUGUAUUCAAAGAUGAAGUUUUUUACUCUAAUAUUCGCAAUAAUUUGUGUCGUUACUUCCACUUUUGCAAAAAUUGAAACCGAAGAUUCGGUUUUAGUGCUUACAAAAGAUAAUUUUGAAGAAGCUAUCGAACAAUAUGAUUAUUUGCUUGUUGAAUUUUAUGCACCAUGGUGUGGACAUUGUAAAUCUUUAGCACCCGAAUAUGCUAAAGCAGCUAAAAAGUUAGAAGAGGAUGGUAGUCCUGUAAAAUUAGCUAAAGUUGAUGCAACAGUUGAAAUUGAAUUAGCUGAUAAACAUGAACUUCGUGGAUAUCCUACUCUUAAAUUUUAUCGUAAAGGGUCUAUUAUUGAUUAUAGUGGUCAUCGUCAAGCACAUGAUAUUAUAAAUUGGGUAACAAAAAAAAGUGGUCCUGCUUAUAAACACUUGACAACAGUUGAUGAAGUUAAAUCAUUUAUAGAACCAAAAGAUGUUGCUAUUAUAGGAUUCUUUAAGGAUAUGAAAUCAGAUGGUGCAAAUGCAUAUUUAAAAGUUGCUAAUGCUCUUGAUGAUCAUGUAUUUGGUAUAAGUGACAAUGAUGAAGUUUUCAAUGAAUAUGGAGUAGAAAAUGGUAAAAUUGUUAUAUUUAAAAAGUUCGAUGAAAGCAGAAGUGAACUUAAUGAAGAACUUGAUGUUAAAAAAUUACAAAAUCUUAUCUUUGUAUAUACACUUCCUUUAGUUGUUGAUUUUAAUCCAGAUACUGCACAAAAAAUAUUUGAUGGUAAUAUUAAGAAACAUCUUCUUGUCUUCCUUAGUAAAGAAGCAGGUCAUUUUGAAGAAUAUAUAGACAAGAUUAAAGAACCAGCAAAAAAAUUCCGUGGGGAGGUUGUAUUUGUAAAAAUUAAUGUUGAUGAAUCUGAUCAUGAACGUAUCUUAGAAUUCUUUGGUACAAAGAAAGAUGAAGUACCUGUUAUGCGUAUUAUAACACUUGAGCAAAAUAUGACUAAGUACAAACCAGACAAACCAGAAUUAACUAGUGAAAAUAUUGUGGAAUUUGUAACUGCAUUUCUUGAAGGUAAACUGAAAAAACAUUUGCUUACAGAAGAUUUACCAGAAGAUUGGGAUAAGAAUCCUGUAAAAGUUCUUGUUGGUACUAACUUCCAUGAAGUUGCUUAUGACAAAAACAAGAACGUUUUAGUUGAAUUUUAUGCACCAUGGUGUGGACAUUGUAAAAACUUGGCUCCAAUAUACGAAGCACUUGGAGAAAAAUAUAAAAAUACUGAAGAUUUAGUUAUAGCAAAAAUGGAUGCUACUGCAAAUGAAUUAGAAGAUGUAAAAAUUAUUGAUUAUCCCACAAUUAUACUCUUUAAAAAAGAAACAAAUGAGGCUGUAGAAUACCUUAAUAGAAGAACACUUGAAGGACUUUCUGAAUUCAUCGACUCUAAUGGUACUUCUAGAGUGGCUUCAGAAGAAGUUCAAGAAGAUGAUGAAGAUGAUGAUGUGCCAAGAAAAGAUGAAUUAUAGACAUAUAUCACGAAAAAAAAAUUUUAAUAAUUCCUUAUAACUACUGUUUAUAAACAUUGUAAUUCUACUUCAAAGAUAUUAAUUUAUAGAAGACUUCUUAAUCAUUCAUUUUUUAUUUAAGUUCAUAAG